CAAAUUCGCAAGUCAGGAAGAGUUCAAGCAAUACAUCAUGCAACCAAAGCAUGGGUUAAUGCUCUUGAAACAUUUUGUGCUGAUGUUGGAUAUUCUGGAAAGAUUGAAGAUAUUAAUGACAAGAAUACUCUUGAAAAUCAAUUGUUCAAAUUUAUUCAUCUUAAUGAAAAAUCUAUAUUUUUAAAACCAAUUAAUCUUCUUAACCCAAAGGCGUUUUACUUAUUUAAUAAAACUUUAAAUGGAAAGUUAAAAUCUCUUGCUUCAAAAGGACUUGGAGAACAUAAUAAAGCUGAUAGUCUUACUUUACAUAAAGUUCAAGCAAUUCUUUCUCAUUCAAGUCUUCAGAAAUCUACUCCUAAAGGACUUUUAAAACAUACAUUUUUUUAUAAUUUUAUAUUUUUAGUACUUCAUGAAGAAAUAGAUGUUCAACUUUUUAAUUCUAAAACAAAUCAGUAUAGUUUGGAUAAUCCUAAAGCACAAGCAAAACUUCUUAGUCUUUCUAAUAUAAAAGAUAUUAUAGAUAAUUAUAAUUUUUAUAUUAUAAAAAGACCAUCAACAGCACUAAAUACAGGUUUAGAUUUGACAAGUCAACAGAUUAGUAAUCAUUCUGGACAUAAAACAUCUGUGCAAGUUCUUAAAGAAUUAGGAUAUAGUAAUGCAGUUGUAAUAUCUAUUACAUGA
Molecule: messenger RNA, 681 nt
Organism: Cetraspora pellucida
Lineage: Eukaryota; Fungi; Glomeromycota; Glomeromycetes; Diversisporales; Gigasporaceae
Source: the annotation of a GenBank genome assembly